Molecule: messenger RNA, 1912 nt
Organism: Odocoileus virginianus texanus
Lineage: Eukaryota; Metazoa; Chordata; Mammalia; Artiodactyla; Cervidae
Gene: GCNT4
Product: glucosaminyl (N-acetyl) transferase 4
Cellular component (GO): membrane
Molecular function (GO): acetylglucosaminyltransferase activity
Source: RefSeq, a predicted model, not a curated record
CUCGUCCAUCCGCGGGGACUCCGCGCCCGGGGCUCCCCCGCUCCCUUUUCAAUGAAGACAUUCAAAUGUUGUUUUAAAUAUCACCUACAACAGAAGGUUUUCAUCCUGUUUCUAACCCUAUGGCUGUUCUCCUUGUUGAAGCUCCUGAAUGUUAAACGGUUCCUCUUCCCUGAACGGGGCAUUUACUUGGUUGAGUACUCUGUAAGCACCUCACCUUUUGUAAGGAACAGAUACACCCAUGUCAAGAGUGAAAUCGGAUAUGAGAUUAACUGCUCGGGUGUCUAUGAACAGGAGCCUUUGGAAAUUGGCAAGAGUCUGGAAAUAAGAAGAAGAACUAUCAUUGACUUGGAUGAUGAUGAUGUUGUGGCAAUUACCAGUGAUUGUGAGAUUUAUCAGGCCCUACGAAGCUACGAUGCAAAGCUUGUUUCAGAGGAGGAGAAAAGCUUCCCAAUAGCCUAUUCUUUGGUGGUUCACAAAGAUGCAAUUAUGGUUGAAAGGCUAAUCCUUGCUAUAUACAACCAGCACAAUAUUUAUUGCAUCCAUUAUGACCAAAAAUCAUCAGAUACCUUCAAAGUUGCCAUGAACAAUUUAGCUAAGUGCUUCUCCAAUAUUUUCAUUGCUUCCAAAUUAGAGACUGUGCAGUACGCACACAUUUCCAGACUCCAGGCUGAUUUAAAUUGCUUGUCAGACCUUCUCAAGUCUUCAGUUCAGUGGAAAUAUGUUAUCAACCUGUGUGGGCAGGAUUUUCCUUUGAAGUCAAACUUCGAAUUAGUGUCAGAGUUGAAGAAACUCAAUGGAUCAAACAUGUUAGAGACAGUGAAACCCCCUAGCACUAAGGUGGAAAGAUUCACUUAUCACCAUGAGCUCAGACAGGCACCUUAUGAAUAUGUGAAACUACCGAUGAGGACAAACAUUUCCAAGGAAGCACCCCCUCAUAACAUCGAGAUAUUUGUUGGCAGUGCUUAUUUUGUGUUAAGUCGAGCAUUCAUUAAGUAUAUUUUCAACAACUCCUUUGUUGAAGACUUUUUUGCCUGGUCUAAAGAUACAUACUCACCUGAUGAGCACUUUUGGGCUACCUUAAUUCGGGUACCAGGAAUCCCCGGGGAGAUUUCUAGGACAGCCCAGGAUGUGUCUGACCUACAGAGUAAGACCCGUCUGGUCAAAUGGAAUUAUCUAGAAGGUCUUUUCUAUCCCAGUUGUACUGGCUCUCACCUCCGAAGUGUAUGUAUCUAUGGAACAGCGGAACUAAGGUGGCUUAUGAAAUAUGGACAUUGGUUUGCUAAUAAAUUUGAUUCUAAGGUGGACCCUGUCUUGAUUAAAUGCUUGGCAGAAAAGCUUGAAGAACAGCAAAGAAAGUGGAUCACACUGUCUUCAGAAAAGUUAUUUAAAGCCAAACCUUCCAUAAGCACCUCAUGAUAAAAUUGUAAUGGAAAUAAGGUUAAGAUGGAAUUGCAUGCUAUACCAUGGCCAGUACCAUUUGAAAGGUGUCUACAAUUCCAUGAACAAGGGAAAGUGACCUGGCCUUUGGUGACAGUUAGUCUGCAUUGGGUUGGAUGUUUUUAUGUUUGUUUUCACUUGUAAUCUCACUAAGCUAAGUGGGAGAUUUUAAACAGUCAGUAAUCUGAUAUGUGCUGAGUUUCUGCUGUAUACCAGGCACUUUUAAAAAAACAUAUAGGAAUUAAAUCAAAGUUGUCACGAGUCACAGUUACCCCAGUCACACAGCUAUCUUCAUAUCUUAGGUUCUCCACGUAAUAAUCAGGUUCCAGCUCCGUAGACACCUCUCAACCAUUAGAAUGUUAGAAAGACUGUACUACCUCAGAAGAACUCAAAGAAUUGUUCUGUUUCCUACUUGCCAAAGUGUAACUUACCUUGUGGUACCUUGUUCAUUGAGUGCAGGGUCCGAGACUCUGAU